Messenger RNA from Budorcas taxicolor (takin), 2610 nucleotides. It is a transcript of the gene MUSK, whose product is annotated as muscle associated receptor tyrosine kinase. Lineage: Eukaryota; Metazoa; Chordata; Mammalia; Artiodactyla; Bovidae. The coding region runs from base 1 to 2610 and encodes 869 amino acids. Gene Ontology annotation, biological process: multicellular organism development; protein phosphorylation; positive regulation of kinase activity. The record is from RefSeq and is a predicted model, not a curated record. Gene Ontology annotation, cellular component: signaling receptor complex. The transcript has 15 exons. Gene Ontology annotation, molecular function: protein binding; transmembrane receptor protein tyrosine kinase activity; ATP binding.
AUGAGAGAGUUCGUCAACAUUCCACUGGUACAUAUUCUUACUUUGGUUGCCUUCAGCGGGACUGAGAAACUUCCAAAAGCCCCUGUCAUCACCACUCCUCUUGAAACAGUGGACGCCUUAGUUGAAGAAGUUGCUACUUUCAUGUGUGCGGUGGAAUCCUACCCCCAGCCUGAAAUUUCCUGGACCAGAAAUAAAAUUCUCAUUAAGCUAUUUGAUACCCGGUACAGCAUUCGGGAGAAUGGUCAGCUCCUCACCAUCCUGAGCGUGGAAGACAGUGAUGAUGGCAUUUAUUGCUGCAUUGCCAACAAUGGUGUGGGAGGAGCUGCCGAGAGCUGUGGAGCUCUACAAGUGAAGAUGAAACCUAAAAUAACUCGUCCUCCCAUAAAUGUAAAAAUAAUAGAAGGAUUAAAGGCAGUUCUACCAUGUACUACAAUGGGCAAUCCCAAACCAUCAGUGUCAUGGAUCAAGGGGGACAGUGCUCUCAGGGAAAAUUCCCGGACUGCGGUUCUUGAAUCUGGGAGCUUAAGGAUUCAUAAUGUACAAAAGGAAGACGCAGGACAUUAUCGAUGUGUGGCAAAAAACAGCCUUGGGACAGCAUAUUCCAAACUGGUGAAGCUGGAAGUGGAGGUUUUUGCCAGAAUCCUGCGGGCUCCUGAAUCCCACAAUGUCACCUUUGGCUCCUUUGUGACCCUGCGCUGUACAGCCACAGGCAUCCCUGUCCCCACCAUCACCUGGAUUGAAAAUGGAAAUUCUGUUUCUUCCGGGUCUAUUCAAGAAAGUGUGAAAGACCGAGUAAUUGACUCAAGACUGCAGCUGUUUAUCACCAAGCCAGGACUCUACACGUGCAUAGCUACUAACAAGCACGGAGAGAAAUUCAGUACUGCAAAGGCUGCAGCCACCAUCAGUAUAGCAGAAUGGAGCAAGCCACAGAAAGAUAACAAAGGCUACUGCGCCCAGUACAGAGGGGAGGUGUGCAAUGCUGUCCUGGCAAAAGACACUCUUGUUUUCUUCAACAACUCCUACGCAGACCCUGAGGAGGCCCAAGAACUACUGGUUCAUACUGCCUGGAAUGAACUGAAAGCAGUGAGCCCAUUCUGCCGGCCAGCUGCUGAAGCUUUGCUGUGUAACCACUUCUUCCAAGAAUGCAACCCUGGGGUGGUACCUACUCCUAUACCCAUUUGCAGAGAAUACUGCUUGGCAGUAAAGGAGCUCUUCUGUGCAAAAGAAUGGCUGGUGGUGGAAGAAAAGACCCACAGGGGACUCUACAGAUCCGGGAUGCUUCUGUUCUCCAUGCCAGACUGCAACAAACUCCCCAGCAUGCACUGGGACCCAAUGGCCUGUACCAGACUGCCAUACUUAGAUUAUAAAAAAGAAAACCUAACAACAUUCCCGCCAAUGACGUCCUCAAAGCCAAGUGUGGACAUUCCAAAUGCGCCUUCCUCCUCCUCGCCCUCCUUCUCUGUCUCACCUACAUACUCUAUGACUGUAAUCAUCUCCAUCAUGUCCAGCUUUGCCAUAUUUGUGCUUCUUACCAUAACUACUCUUUAUUGCUGCCGAAGACGAAAACAAUGGAAAAAUAAGAAAAGAGAAUCGGCAGCAGUAACCCUCACUACUCUUCCUUCUGAGCUCUUGCUAGACAGACUUCACCCCAACCCCAUGUACCAGAGGAUGCCACUCCUUUUGAAUCCCAAAUUGCUCAGUCUGGAGUAUCCCAGGAAUAACAUUGAAUAUGUGAGAGAUAUCGGAGAGGGAGCAUUUGGAAGGGUCUUUCAAGCAAGGGCUCCAGGCUUACUUCCCUACGAACCUUUCACAAUGGUGGCAGUGAAGAUGCUCAAAGAAGAAGCCUCAGCAGAUAUGCAAGCAGAUUUUCAGAGGGAGGCAGCCCUCAUGGCAGAAUUUGAUAAUCCUAAUAUUGUGAAACUCUUAGGAGUGUGCGCGGUGGGGAAGCCCAUGUGCUUGCUCUUUGAAUACAUGGCCUACGGGGACCUCAAUGAGUUCCUCCGCAGCAUGGCCCCACACCCCGGACGCGGCCUCAGUCCCAGCGACCUGUCCCCCGGGUCACAGGCCUCCAGCCCCGGCCCCCCGCCCCUCUCCUGCGCGGAGCAGCUGUGCAUCGCCAGGCAGGUGGCCGCGGGCAUGGCCUACCUCUCUGAGCGCAAGUUCGUCCACCGCGAUUUGGCCACCAGGAACUGCCUGGUGGGUGAGAACAUGGUGGUGAAAAUCGCCGACUUCGGCCUCUCUAGAAACAUCUACUCGGCGGACUACUACAAAGCCAAUGAAAACGACGCCAUCCCCAUCCGUUGGAUGCCCCCCGAGUCCAUCUUCUACAACCGCUACACCACGGAGUCUGACGUGUGGGCCUACGGGGUGGUCCUUUGGGAGAUCUUCUCCUACGGCCUGCAGCCCUACUAUGGGAUGGCCCACGAGGAGGUCAUCUACUACGUGCGGGAUGGUAACAUCCUCUCCUGCCCGGAGAACUGCCCCCUGGAACUGUACAAUCUCAUGCGUCUGUGUUGGAGCAAGGUGCCUGCAGAUAGACCCAGUUUCAGCAGCAUCCACCGAAUCCUGGAACGCAUGUGUGAGCGGGCGGAGAGCAGUGGGGGUGUCUGA